AUGGCGUUUGCCGAAGCUCUGGGGAACUUACAGCUGAACUGGCCUCACAUCUUUGCUGUGCUCUGCCUUGUCGCCGUUGUCUAUAAAUCAACGGUUCUAUACCUGCGGAGAAAGGAUGUGAUGCGACACGUUGAAGCUUUUCCAGGACCACCGCCAAACUGGCUGUUUGGACACGUGCUCCAGUUUAAACAAGACGGGACAGACUUGGACACGAUAGUUAAAUGGGGAGAGCAGUAUCCUUAUGCUUUCCCCGUAUGGUUUGGUCCCGUUGCUUGUUAUCUCAACAUUCACCAUCCAGAUUAUGCGAAAACCAUUCUGGCAUCAUCAGAGCCAAAAGGGGAUUUGGCAUAUAGUUUUCUGCGGGAUUGGAUUGGAGAAGGGUUGUUGCUGUCAAAAGGUCAGAAGUGGUUUCGCCACCGAAGGCUCUUGACUCCGGGUUUCCAUUAUGAUGUUCUGAAGCCGUAUGUGAAACAGAUGGCAGAAUCUGCUGAGAUUAUGCUGAACAAAUGGGAGAGUUAUGCAAAGACCAACGAGGCCUUCGAAUUGUUUGGCGAAGUGAGCCUCAUGACACUAGACAGCAUCAUGAGGUGCGCCUUCAGCUGCAAGAGUAACUGCCAGACAGAAUCUGGAACAAGUGCCUACAUCAAAGCAGUGUAUGAGCUCAGCAACCUGAAUAACCUUCGGCUCAAUACGUUUCCAUACCACAGUAACAUCAUUUUCUAUCUCAGUCCACACGGUUUCAGAUUCAGGAAAGCAUGCAAGGUGGCUCACGAUCAUACAGAGGAAGUCAUAAAAAAGAGAAAAGAAGCUCUAAAAGAAGUGAAUGAGCUGGGCCGCAUACAGGCCAAGAGAAACUUGGACUUUCUGGACAUUCUUCUCUUUGCAAGAGAUGAGGAGCAGCAGGGUCUGUCAGAUGAAGAUAUACGAGCAGAAGUGGAAACCUUCAUGUUUGAGGGCCACGACACCACAGCCAGCGCCCUCUCUUACCUUUUCUACUGUCUUGCCUGCCACCCAGAACACCAGAAGAUUUGCAGGGCUGAAGUCAAUGAGGUUCUGGAUGGCAAGGACUACAUGGACUGGGAGGAUCUCAGUAAAAUUCCUUACACUACUAUGUGUAUAAAAGAAUCCCUUCGUCUUUACCCUGCUGUGCCAGGAAUUGCCAGAAAAAUCACCAAACCCAUGACCUUCGUUGAUGGAAGGACUGCGCCAGCAGGUACCCUUGUUGGAAUAAGCGUGUAUGGAAUUCACAGAAAUGCAACUGUCUGGGAAAACCCUCAUGUCUUUGAUCCGCUGCGUUUCCUACCAGAGAAUGCUUCUAAGAGGUCGCCUCAUGCUUUUGUGCCUUUCUCAGCUGGGCCAAGAAACUGCAUCGGUCAGAACUUUGCUAUGAAUGAGAUGAAAGUGGCGACUGCCAUGGCACUGAAGCGAUACGAGCUGAUAGAGGAUCCCACUUUGAAACCUAAGGUCCUUCCCAGAGUGGUGCUCCGCUCUGUUGAUGGCAUCUACAUCAAGAUCAAGCCGGUAAACCCAGUGGGGUAAUUAAAGGGAAAUACCUAAAGUCGCUGUUGUAGAAUUCAUUCCCCAGCUAGUGAAUAAUUUUAGCUGAUCUGAGGUAUCUACAUUGUUAACCUUUUUUAUACUGACAUAGAAUCUUACAAAUGAUUUAAAUUGUAUUCUAUUUCCUGUAUGUUCAGAAUGAAUUGCUUGUUGAAAAAGCACAAAGAGAAAAGUUGUGAUCUGCUGCUAACCCUGGAACACUAUAUCCAUAAGUUGUUUUUGCACUUUGUUUGUGAAAGAUUAAUAGUACUUUCAUUGUUUUUAAAAAUGUGCUGCUAAUCCGUUUUUAACAAAUCUGAAAUGUUCAGAGGUGAGUUUGUAUUUCUUUAUUUGUUGUGUAAAUGAAUAAUCUAAGAUGUUGUGAAGUUUAGCAAAGCACAGGUUACUACAUAUUUAUGAUUUUAUGUGCAAAUGAGUUAUGGCUAAUUGGAACGGAAAUAAAUCGCUUCACUGUUUUAGUCGUUAA
Molecule: messenger RNA, 2023 nt
Organism: Stegastes partitus (bicolor damselfish)
Lineage: Eukaryota; Metazoa; Chordata; Actinopteri; Pomacentridae
Gene: cyp4t8
Product: cytochrome P450, family 4, subfamily T, polypeptide 8
Exons: 12
Coding region: 1-1539 (512 amino acids)
Molecular function (GO): monooxygenase activity; heme binding; oxidoreductase activity, acting on paired donors, with incorporation or reduction of molecular oxygen
Source: RefSeq, a predicted model, not a curated record